Aspergillus novofumigatus IBT 16806 is the source of this 903-nucleotide messenger RNA. RefSeq lists its product as uncharacterized. The record is from RefSeq and is a predicted model, not a curated record. The coding region runs from base 173 to 637 and encodes 154 amino acids. NCBI's taxonomy places the organism in Eukaryota, Fungi, Ascomycota, Eurotiomycetes, Eurotiales, Aspergillaceae. The transcript is spliced from 3 exons.
AAGGCCGCAAUAAGCAAGUCAUGGCCAAAAUAAUGCUCAAGCUUCUUGAAACCGAUCGUCAGCUGGGCUCGGAGUUCAUAGAACAAUGGGAGAAGUGGAAGCGGUCUGACAAGGUGUACGAUGCUCAGUAUGAGGCGAACCACUGCGACAACCUGCAGAAAUAUUUGACUCUAUGCUACGGUAUGAGGGAUUGCCAAGGGAUACUUGCGAUGGCUUGCUUUGCAUACAAGAUCACUUUGUCAGACCAGGAAGAAGCAAUGACUCUACCGUUGCCAAGCUUCUCAUGGAACUUUUCAUCCUGCACAAUGAUUACUACUCGUGGGAAAAAGAGAAUGACUCCUGUCAAACGAAGGAGAACAAGCUACCCAUUUCGAACGCGGUCACCCUGUUCAUGAAGUGGCACUCCAUGCCAAUAGAAGAGGCAAAAGCAGCUGUUAAAACGGCCGCGGUUGAAAGGGAGCAGCAAUAUCUUCAAGCCAAAGAGGAAUUCUGGGAACAACAAAGGAGCCUAGACGCAUCUGCCUCCUCAAAAUAUAAGGAAAUGGCUAGACAUCAUGGAGCACGUUGUAGCAGGGAAUCUCCUUUGGAGCAUUUCCAGUUCCCGGUCCCAAGGCAACCUGAACAACCAACACCUUGAUUAUCAUCAAAUGAGGUGAAGUCAAGGAUACAAUUUCGCCGAAGAUUGCACAAAAUUAGAGUCAUUCGUGAAGCCUCAAGCUAUGACUGAACCAGUUAAUGGAGUGUGCAGCACAGCUGAGCGUCAGAGAGACGAUCUUAAUGGCCAGUUCACGGCCUUUUUAGACCUGGCUCUAGAGCCCUUCGACGAAACUGUUACCAAGUAUCCUUCCACAUAUGUCAGAUCAUUACCUUCGAAAAAGAUGCGGCAAAUAUUCAUCGAUGCGU